Nylanderia fulva is the source of this 2918-nucleotide messenger RNA. Its product is annotated as putative oxidoreductase dhs-27. NCBI's taxonomy places the organism in Eukaryota, Metazoa, Arthropoda, Insecta, Hymenoptera, Formicidae. The record is from RefSeq and is a predicted model, not a curated record.
AGGCGCGCCGAUUUUCAGAUUCUCUGACAGAUUCCGGAACGGAGCGACGCGCAGAUCGUAGACGAGAGUACGCGGGGCGGAGAGGAGAUCCGGGAGGGGCAGAAGGAAGAGGAUAUUGAUCCGGAGUAGGCAUGCGCGUACACCGUCAUCUCCUCUUUCCACCCUGCAGCGGCGGUGGCCGAGGUAAGUGACAAUGGAACAUGCGUCGCGUCGGCCAGUACUUCUUCAGAGGUCCACGUCGCGCCGCGGCAAUUAAGGGUAACUCGCUCCCGGUGAGCCUAGGUCGAGGAAGCAGCCCCCUCCGAGGGCGUGUCGAGUCCGAAGCAGCCGCCGCACUCCUCUUCUCAUGCCGGGUCGUCGAACUAUGCUGAUCCGUCGCGAAUCGGCGCAGGAUCGGCGACGGCGGACGUAACCGGGAAGAGGCAGCGACACGUAACGAGGAGGGUUUCAUUCAGCGACGGUGAUUUCACGGUGUGGCAGACACACGUAUAUAUACGUACGCGUUUAUAUAUGUGUACGUAUUGUAAUUGAGUAGAUGUGUAUAUAAUAUAUAGUCCGCCGCACAUCGGUGGGGCAUCGUCAUUCGGCAGCGCACAUGCCUUGUUAACGCUGGCUGAGAGGCCAGACCGCAGUUGGCUGACAAGUGAAAAAAAAAAAACGUCGAGUUGUGCUGAUUGUAAAGAAAAACUAAUAGAAAACUACUAAAGGACAACUAGAACUAGAAGAGUCAUCAUGUCCGAUUUGGAUGAUGAAACUGAUACUUCGUGCGGGGAGGAGCAAAUUGUCUCGGAUUGGGAGGUCCAAAAGGAGUGGCUCGAGAGCAUAUUGUCGAAGUACCACGAUGGAAAAGCGGUCGAAGUAUUGAAGUUUAAUGUAAGCCCCGGAUGUACGACCAGCGAGAGCGUGUUGAGCGCUAUCACCAGCGUUACAGGGAAUUAUUUGUUAGCACCGACGACGGAUCCAACGAAUAAACCGUCAGAUAAGCGCAGACUGUCCAUUAUUAUAAAACAACUUCCUAGAGAUCCGUUUAGCCGAUUCUUCGUGACGGAAGGUCAAUUCGACCUCCGAGAGAUUAAGUUUUAUACACAGGUGAUGCCAGAUGUGAAAGAAUUUAAUCGAAGACAGCUAGGACCGAGUCCGGAGGAACCGAUUAUACUACCGGUUCCGGAAUGCUAUCACGCUCAUUACAGUCCUGCAGGCGGAACUGACGACAGUCCAGUGCCGCCGGAAUCGAUCCUAGUGUUGGACGACUUGGGAGCUUCGCGCUUUGAGAGCGUCAAGUUCUCGGAAGGGCUGACGUUGGACCAAGCGACGGUCGCGUUGGACGCCAUCGCCCGUAUACACGCUCAUUCCCUAUCGAUAAAAGUCGUAGACGGGGAAUCUCUAUCCGAGCGUUAUCCGUUCCUUUUCCAAACGGCAAAAGCAACAGAUUCGUAUCAGCAAUUGGUGGAGCGCGGUUUACCACAGCUGGCGCACUUUCUCGAGAGCAGACCUGGAUUAGAAGCGGUCCUCGAGACACUCCUGAUUCUACGACCCCGUACCAAAGAUAUCAUCUCGGCUCUUCUCGCUCCCGAGGGUCCACUGGCGUUGAUAACUCACACUGACUUCUGGAGCAAUAAUCUACUCUUCAGGGACACCUGCGGAAGUGCGGAAUGCUACAUUCUCGAUUGGCAGAUGGUUACUUACAGUCGACCGACGAACGAUGUCGCAUUGUUGUUGGUGAGUUCGGUGCCCACCGAGUUGCGCCGCAAACACACUGAAUCGCUUUUGAACACUUACUGGGACAAGCUGAAUUGGACGUGCUCGCGGCUCGGCCUAAAUAUUCCCAAAGACUUGGGUUACACCAGAGAGGAUCUUGACAAGGAUUACAGAAAGUCACAAUUGCUGGCGCUUUUACUUUGUAUCGGAUCGGUGGACGUCGCGCUCGGUGAUCCUCUCACGGAGCAACGACUGAUUGAUGUCCUUGAAGAUUUAUACAAUGAUGGGGUACUGACAGAUGAAGCUAUCGUUGCGACGAACGUAGCCGAUUCAUAAUCACCGCUGCCACCAUUAACACUAGCGUAUGCACCGAAGAAUUAAUAUUUCUAUCAGGGCUGUGACUCGAAGCGAAGAGUUUCACAUGAAGCAAUAGAUACUUCAAUAGCCCAUGUAUGUAGAAGAUGCAAUCUUUGUGUUUCCGAAGGAGGUUUAAGCCAGCAAUAACGCGGGCGACGAAGAAGAUAGUUGCAAAAGGGCACGUCGGAAGAAUAUAAUGGAUUAGAAACUUGCGCUAUUCUCUCGGUUUCUUCUCUUUGCGACGAGAUUACUAUAGACAAGCAGGACAAACGAAUUAAUCAAGAUCAAACGAUGCUUCAACAGUACUAAAUGUCUCGAUUAUACAUUAGUGUAAGCUUUGACAACUUAUCGAUUAUUACUCUUAAAAGUUACAAUGAUAUUUUAACUACUAGUGCAAAGUUCACCUGCAAUUUGAUGAAAGUAAAGAUAAAUACGGAAGCAAAUUCUACGAGAAACUACGUUAUAAAAUUAUUGAUUUCUUAUCAAUAAGUAUCAAUUUUUACUGUAUGAAUUUUUUCACAUUCAAUUUUCUGCUCAUACAGAAAUUGCUGAUGGACGUUACGCUGUGCCAAGUCAUUAAAGAUUUAGGCAAGUAGUUGUGAUACAAUUACGAAGAUGAAAUCAAUUAGAUUUGUGAUUAUAAUGUUAUAGAACAUGCAACACAGUUGUAGAGUAUGUUCGAAAUGUACAUGAAACAUAAAAGUUAUGUUCCAUCUGCCCGAAUACGUCCCGUGAUAAACUUCUUCCGACAAUUAUUUCAGCGAGAACGCGCUGUUUUGUUAACGCUAUAUACAAUUAUUGUAUUAUCCAUUUUCUCUGUAUAAACUAUAUGGAUAAAAUAUACCUUGAUGUUAUCACGAAUA